This is a messenger RNA of Labeo rohita (rohu), 4028 nucleotides long. It is a transcript of the gene frs2a, whose product is annotated as fibroblast growth factor receptor substrate 2a. The transcript is spliced from 7 exons. The record is from RefSeq and is a predicted model, not a curated record. Gene Ontology annotation, cellular component: cell-cell junction; cytoplasm. NCBI's taxonomy places the organism in Eukaryota, Metazoa, Chordata, Actinopteri, Cypriniformes, Cyprinidae. The coding region runs from base 515 to 2017 and encodes 500 amino acids. Gene Ontology annotation, biological process: cell surface receptor protein tyrosine kinase signaling pathway.
AUAAAAAAAAUAAUAAAAUAGAACUAAAAAUAGUUCAUACAACUUGCGUGCGUUUAAAUGAAAGUUUUCCACUUAAAAUGUCACUGUCAGGUUUGCGGCUGACGACUGAAUGCUUUUGAUUUGAACACAUGAGUGAACAUGAUUUUUGCAUGAGUUGUUCUGGCUGAUGGAUGUUAAACCGAUGGAAUGUGAGCAGGACGUGGGCUGUGGUCACAUGACCUCCACAUACCUGCACAGGUGGGACGCAUUUCCUGUGAAAUUCCCUCCAUGCUACACCCUACAUCCUCCACUCAUUAAAUAUAGAAGACAAACGGACUGUUAAUUUCGCAUAAAGGAGGAGUGACGUGUAACAUGCUGUGCAGAUGCUGAAGACCGACUGAGGAAGUGUAUCUCUGUCCCUCACACACACACACGUGCUGGAGGUGUGAUGUCGAUCUGUGACAGCGGUGUGUGUCCAGACGAGCACAAUCAUUGAUGGCUGGAUGUAGGGGUCCAAUGGUGUGUUAAAGGCGCCAUGGGGAGCUGCUGUAGCUGUCCCGAUAAAGAGAUCAUCCCUGACAACCAUCACAACAAAUUCAAGGUGAUAAACGUGGAUGAUGACGGUAAUGAGCUGGGCUCGGGUGUGAUGGAGUUGACGGAGGAAGAGCUCAUUCUGCACACGCGCAAACGAGACGCCGUUAAGUGGCCCUACCUCUGCCUGCGUCGCUAUGGCUACGACUCCAACCUCUUCUCCUUCGAGAGCGGCCGACGCUGCCAAACCGGUCAAGGGAUAUUUGCGUUCAAGUGUGCACGUGCGGAGGAGAUCUUUAACAUGCUGCAGGACAUCAUGCACAACAACAGCAUCAGUGUGGUGGAGGAGCCCGUGCUGGAGCCUGAGCUUCCAGUGACGCCUCACACUCCCACCACUCCCGGUUACUCCGUCCCAACGGUAGCCAAUGGGAUCGGCCGUUACCCGUCAUUCGGCGACGCCUCUUCGCGCCCGUCCAGCCGCCACCCCUCGGUGGGCAGCACUAGGUUACCGUCAGUGGGGGAGGAGUCCACACACCCGCUGCUGCUCAACGACGAAACGGUGCACACUUAUGUCAACACAACGGGUCUACAAGAGGAGCGGCGCUCUCGCGGCGGUGGCCACGCCCCUCUAGAACUCCGGACGUCCAAUCCAGAGAGCGCAGCCCCCGCGUCGCCCAAUGAGCUGGAGCCACGCGUGGUGUUGGAGCCGGAGGGCGCUAAGUUUGUUUUAGGCCCUACGCCUGUCCAGAGACAGAUGCUGCUCAAGGAGAGACAGCAAGAGCUGGGCGAGCAGGACGCGGGUGCAGCAGGCUCAAGUACUGACGCUGCUUCUCCUGCAAAGACUGUAAACGGCGGCACGGGCCCCGCCACGGACUGCGACACCGGCUACGACAGCGACGAGCGCAAGGAGACGCCACAUGAGACUCAUAACGGCGUGCCGCUGGUCACGGGAUCCGGUGCGAGACGCAUCAGACCUCCCGUUCCGCUCCCAGACGCUCACAACGCGAACAACUCGGCCCAGCGGCGGACAGCGCUGCUCAAUUACGAGAACCUGCCGGCGCUACCGCCCGUUUGGGAGACCCGCAAACCCAACAGCGAGGACGAGGAGGAACUCAAAUCGCCGUCUCUGAACGGCUUCCACUCCCUCGAUCACAACUACGUGAACACGGAGAACGUCACGGUGCCGCUCAGCGCACACAAACUCCACAGCUCCAGCACUCAACCCACCGUAUUCAACUUCGACCUCCGAAGGCUCGGAGUGGCCGACCCGCUCCGCCAGCUCAACUACAUCGAGGUGGAGAUGGACAAAGUGUCGGACUCCAGCGGGCCGCACACCCCGAAAACGCCCACCACGCCCCUGCCGCCCACACCCACGCGCCGGACAGAGCUGUACGCCAUCAUCGACAUCGAGCGCACGGCCGCCAUGUCCAGCCUGCAGAAAGCACAGCCACGGGACGACGGCACAUCCAGGAAAACGCGACACAACAGUACCGACCUGCCCAUGUGACCCGACCAGCCAGAAUGCACGAGUUCAUCUCUCCAAAACAUGUCUAGGUCACUUUUCACCACAGAAUAUAAAUACCUAAAUAAUUAUAUUUCAAAUUAAGCCAUUUUUAUACAUCAAAACUUGAUUUUUUUAUGUUUUUGAAGGCUGAAAUUAUUUGGCCAAACACAGUAAUACUGUAAAAUAUUAUUACAAUUUAAAAUAAGUAUGUUCUAUUGUAAUAUAUUGUAAAAUGCCAUUUUUUAAGCUGAAUUAAAUUCAGUAAAAUCAAUUUAAUGCAUCAUUGCUAAAUAAAAGUAUUCAUUUUUAUUAUUUUUAUUUUUAUUAUUAUAUUUUUAAAUCUUACUCACUCCAAACUUUUGAAUGGAACAACACCACCAGUCAAAAGUUUUUAAACAGUAAAAUAAACAAAUGUUUUAAAUAUUGACAAUAAUAAUAAUGGAAAAUGUUUCUGAAGGAUCAUGUGACACUGAAGACUGGAGUAAUGAUGCUGAAAAUUCAGCUUUGAUCACAGCAAUCAAUUACAUUUUACAAUAUAUUCAAUAGAAAACAGUUAUUUUAAAUUGCAAUAAUAUUUCACAUUUUUUACUGUAAUUUUGAUCAAAUAAAUGCUGCAUUGUUGAGGAGGAGAGACUUCUUUCAAAAACUUUAAAAAAUCUUAAAUAUUUCAAACUUAAAGAAUCGUCAUUUUUGUUUACAUUCACACUUUUCUUUGAUUUGGGGUGAAAUGACAAAUGACAGGUUUUGUGAGAUUUGCUCGUGUAUAUAUAUAUAUAUAUAUACAUAUAUAUAUAUACACACACAUUUUUGUACUUUACAAGUGCACUGAUCUGCAUUCAUACGCCCAACAUGCACCAUCUGUGGCGGGAAAACGCAGGUCCGAAAUGUUCAAGUCAAACAGGUACAGAUGAGGAAACACUACAACGGUUUAGCAGACCUCAUUCACCAAUGCUGUGAUGUUUUACUCUCUAUCGAAGUGUUCGAAAUUCGUCUUUCUUGUGGUUACUACGUCGAUGUUAAGUCACUCAUUUUGCACUUGAGAGCAAUAAAAGAUGCUCACUACGGUAUUCUAGAAUCACAUGGUACACUGCCGUCACUUUAAACACUCGCUCUCCUUCCUCAGCCCUUCUGCUCUGCUAGCGUGAUCCCAGAGGACGUGUUUUUAGCCGUACACUCUCGUCUGUCGACCAAACACACGCUUCGCCGCCCGCCGAAGUGAACUCCAGUGAGUCUCAGAGCAGCUCUUUUCUUCCUCACGCCUCUCAGUUGCUAAGAAACCCUGGUAUUUGAUUAGCAUUUUGGUGCUACAGGUGGUUUAAAAGGGUUUUCAGGUAUAGAAAAUGUACAGUUAAUAAUAUUAGUGAUACACUGUGUAUCUGUGACUAUAUCAGUAAUGGAAAAUAUUAUCUGCCGGAUAAAAAUCAGGGCUUAUUUUUCCCCCAACUUAAACAGGUUUCUUAAAAUAAAAUAAAUAAAUAAGAUAUAAAAAAUAUUUUAACUGGUUACAAAUGAAGAGUUCAUUUGCAAAAACUGAUAACUAAAAAAACUCAAACAUCAUCUUUUUUUCACUGUGCAUUCCAAUUAAUCUCAAUCAAACUGCAGUUGGGUUAUUUUGCUAUAAAGUAAAAAUAACUAAAAAAUACAGAUAACUAACAAUAAAACCCAAUAAAAACAUGAUAACAUAAUAAAAAACAUGAUUUAAAAAAAAAAAAAAAAAAAUGUAGUUAUCUGUUUUUGCAAAUAAACUCGUCAAAUAUACUAUGAAAAUAUAGAAUUUCACAUGAAAGUCAUUAUAAAUUUUAGGUUCCUUGUCAUUUUUUUUAAAACAAAUAAAUAAAUACAGUGCAAAAAAUUAUUUAUAUAUAAAAUCUUACAAGCUUAUUUUCCAAGAAAAAAUAUAUAUGCAUAUCAUUAUUUCAGAUUAAAUCCAAUUUUUCAUAAAAAGCAUAAAAAUGAUUAACUAUGCUAAAAAAAUUGCGUAGAAACUAUAUAUAUACACGUACGUAAGCAUAAA